Molecule: messenger RNA, 5023 nt
Organism: Aedes aegypti (yellow fever mosquito)
Lineage: Eukaryota; Metazoa; Arthropoda; Insecta; Diptera; Culicidae
Gene: Nrx-IV
Product: neurexin-4
Exons: 11
Coding region: 316-4170 (1284 amino acids)
Source: RefSeq, a predicted model, not a curated record
AGUUUGAGAUCGGACGCCGCGGCGGUAAGAAGUGUCUUCAUUGACUACGACGCGCCUACUAUAGGGAUCUAAGCGCUGUGUUUCGGUAGCGCCACAACACACAUUCCACAGAGGGAAAUUCGGAGUGGUGUGAGUGCGCGAGUGUGUACCGUACAAUUGUAGUGUGCGUGUGUUUCACGUAUAGUCGGGGCAGGCAGUGGCAGAGUGCUUUAUUUUUAAUUCUUAAAGUUGCAUCCAGAAGGAAUUUGGCCAAACCGUCUCCAGUCACUGCGGCCAAAUGUGUAUCGCGUAAAAUUAGAGAACAAGUGAUCCAAGAUGCAUCUAGUGUUAGGAUUUGUGUUAGCAUUAUGCCUCGGCAGCGGGAUGCGGCCAGCGAUUGCAGAAUACUACCAAAAAGACUCCUACUCCGAGUACAACUGCAACGAGCCGCUGUUGGAGACCGCCAAGCUGAGUGCCACUUCGCAGCUGCGGGAACGAGGGCCGGAAAAUGCCCGUCUAAAUGCUCGCUCGGCGUGGACACCGGUCGAGAACACCUACUUCCACUUCCUGACCGUCGACCUGGGCGAGCGGAAGAUGGUCCGGAAGAUUGCGACGGCUGGCCGGGCCUCCACCAACGAGUGCGUCACCGAGUACAUCGUGCAGUACUCGGACGACGGCGAAAUGUGGAAGUCGUUCUCCGACAGCGACGGAGAGGAACAGCUCUUCAAAGGCAACAAAGACGGUGACUCCACCCGCCACAAUUCGUUCGAAGUGCCAAUCAUAGCCCAGUGGAUCCGAAUCAAUCCGACACGUUGGCAGAACCGUAUCUCCCUGCGCGUCGAACUGUACGGAUGUCACUAUGAAUCGGAAAACGUCUACCUCAACGGAACGGGUCUCAUCCGGUACGACCUGCUGCGAGAACCGAUUUCCGCUACGCGGGAAACCAUCCGGUUCCGUUUCAAAACGGCCCAAGCCAACGGCAUUCUGCUGUACUCCAGGGGCACUCAGGGAGACUAUCUGGCCCUGCAGAUCAAGGACAACCGAAUGGUGCUGAAUAUGGAUCUGGGAUCGAGGAUCAUGACUUCGCUGUCGGUGGGCAGCCUGCUGGACGAUAACAUCUGGCACGAUGUGGUCAUUUCGCGGAACCGACGGGACAUCAUGUUCAGUGUGGAUCGGGUGAUCGUGGAGAAGAAGAUCAAAGGGGAGUUCGACAAGCUGAAUUUGAACAGGGCGUUCUACAUCGGAGGUGUCCCCAACAUGCAGGACGGAUUGAUUGUACAACAGAAUUUCACCGGUUGCAUAGAGAAUCUGUAUCUCAACGCGACGAACUUCAUUCGAGAUAUGAAGGAAGCCUUCUACGAAGGAGAACACUUGCGCUAUCUGAAAGUGAAUGUCAAUUACAACUGUCCGGAGCCUCCAAUUAGUCCUGUAACAUUCCUGACCAGAGGUUCUCACGCACGUCUGAAGGGUUACUACAGCGUCAAGCAGCUGAACGUGAGCUUCUCGUUCCGAACGUACGAGGAGAAGGGUUUGAUGUUGCACCACGAUUUCCUCCGAGGUUCGGUCAAGGUGUACCUGGAGGAUGGAAAGGUGAAAGUUGGACUUAAGACCGAGAACGAAGAGAGCGCUCCGGAGACCAUACUGGAUAACUACGACGAGCAGUUUAACGAUGGCAAUUGGCACUCGCUGAUGUUGGCCAUCAAGAAGAACAGUCUGGUGCUGAGCGUUGAUGAACGGCCGAUGGAAACGACCAAGAAUGUUAACAAUGGCCGUUUUAGAUCUAUAUUAAGACAAUUGAACAUCAACACCGGCGAACUGUACUACAUCGGCGGAGGCAAAACCAAGGAUGGUUUCGUCGGUUGCAUGCGAACCAUCAUCAUCGACGGCAACAUCCGUCCACCGUCCGACUGGAAAGAGGAAGAAUUCUGCUGCAAGGGCGAAAUGUUGUUCGACGCAUGUCACAUGAUUGACCGCUGUAAUCCAAAUCCGUGCAAACACAACGGUGUAUGCAAGCAAAACUCGUUGGAGUUUACGUGUGACUGUGCGGGAACCGGGUAUGCCGGAGCCGUGUGUCACACCUCGUUGAACCCGCUGUCCUGCCAGGCGUACAAGAACGUCAACGUGGUGCAGUCGCGGACUACGAUCAACAUCGAUGUGGACGGAAGUGGCCCGCUGGCGCCGUUCCCGGUAACCUGCGAGUUCUACUCGGACGGACGGGUGAUUACGGUGUUGAGUCACAGCUCGGAGCAUACGACUAGGGUGGAUGGCUUCGCCGAACCGGGAUCGUUUGAGCAGAACAUCAUCUACGAGGCGGAUUUACCACAGAUUGAGGCUUUGCUGAACCGAUCGCAGUCCUGUUGGCAGCGGUUGAACUACGCUUGUCGAUCGUCUAGGUUGUUCAACUCUCCUUCAGAAGUGGAGACGUUCCGGCCGUAUUCUUGGUGGGUUUCGCGGCAUAAUCAGCCCAUGGAUUAUUGGGCGGGCGCCUUGCCUGGAUCCAGGAAGUGUGAGUGCGGUAUUCUGGGUACCUGUGUUGAUCCAACCAAGUGGUGUAACUGCGAUGCGAACAGCUUGGAGUGGCAAGAAGAUGGUGGAGAGAUCAGGGAAAAGGAGUACCUACCGGUGAAGGCUUUGAGGUUCGGUGACACGGGAACUCCAGUUGAUGAGAAGUUAGGUCGCUACACUUUGGGUCCCCUGAAGUGUGAAGGAGAUGAUCUGUUCAACAACGUUGUUACGUUCCGCAUCAAGGAUGCUACGAUCAAUCUACCACCGUUUGAUAUGGGUCACUCGGGAGAUAUCUACUUCGAGUUCAAGACCACCAUUGAGGAUGCGGUUAUUCUGAAUGCACGAGGACCUACGGAUUUCAUCCGUUUGAACAUUGUCGGUGGUACGAAGCUAUUGUUCGAAUACCAAGCGGGUACGGGAACUCAAAAGGUCUACGUAGAAACUAGCUAUUGGCUGAGCGACGAUCGCUGGCACUCGGUGAGCGUUGAGCGAAAUCGUAAGGAAGCGCGACUGGUGGUUGAUGGGUCCAUCCGGGCAGAAGUGCGAGAACCUCCUGGUCCGGUUCGUGCCUUGUAUUUGACUUCGGAGCUAGUGUUGGGAGCUAGUAUUGAUUACAGAGAUGGAUUUGUUGGCUGUAUUCGUGCAUUCCUGCUCAAUGGAAACCACGUGGAUCUGAGAGGUUAUGCGGAACGUAAGUUGUAUGGCGUCUCCCCUGGAUGCGUUGGACGUUGUGAAUCUAGUCCUUGCUUGAACAAUGGUACCUGUACAGAACGGUAUGACAACUUCAUUUGCGAUUGCCGUUGGAGUGCAUUCAAGGGACCGAUUUGUGCCGAUGAGAUCGGAGUCAACAUGAAGGCCAGCUCGAUGAUUAAGUACGACUUCCAGGGUGCUUUCCGUUCUACACUACACGAACGAAUCCGCGUUGGUUUCACGACCACCAAUCCAAAGGGUUUCCUGCUUGGAUUCUUCUCAAGUCAAUCGAAGGAAUAUCUAACAAUCAUGGUAUCCAACUCGGGGCAUCUUCGGGUGGUGUUCGAUUUCGGCUUUGAACGACAGGAGUUAAUUUAUCCGACGAAGAACUUCGGUCUUGGUCAGUACCAUGACGUACGAUUCUCGAGAAAGAAUGGCGGAGCAACUGCAGUGCUGGAAAUCGAUGAUUACGAACCUCAGGAGUAUCAUUUCGAUAUCAAGGAUUCGGCAGAUUCUCAGUUCAACAACAUUGAGUACAUGUACAUCGGAAAGAACGAAACGAUGAAGGAUGGCUUCAUAGGAUGUAUUUCAAGGGUAGAGUUUGACGAUAUCUAUCCGUUGAAAUUCCUGUUCCAGGAGAACCCACCACCAAAUGUGAAAUCGUUGGGAACUCCUUUGACGGAAGAUUUCUGUGGAGUUGAACCAGUUACCCAUCCUCCAAUCGAAAUCGAAACCCGUCCUCCACCAGAGGUGGACGAAGAUAGGCUACGAGAUGCUUACGGUCCAGACACUGCUAUACUGGGAGGUGUCCUGGCAGUGCUAUUCUUGCUUCUUAUAAUCAUGGCUAUCCUGAUCAGUCGGUACAUGAACCGCCACAAGGGCGAAUAUCUAACGCAAGAGGACAAAGGAGCCGAUGCGGCCCUGGAUCCGGACGAUGCGGUCGUGCAGUCGACUACUGGCCAUCAAGUGACCAAACGAAAAGAAUGGUUUAUUUAAUGAUCUAUUAGCUAAUAUAAGCCCGUGUUUCCAAAAAUCAAUCUAAAACGGGCGCGUUCGUUCCAAAAAACAGAGAGAGAGCAACCAACAAAUUAACAGCAGCUGUAAAUAAUGUGUUCAACACGCGUACAUCUACAAAAAUCUUCCGUUUAGAAGUUGAUUGUUUUCAUCUGUAUCGUUAGCUCAUUUGAUUUACCCAACAUCUACCAAUUGUGAAAGUCAUUUACAAGUAUGAACAUCACCACAAAAAUGCAAUGGUCGUGAUAAACAAAUAGUCCGGCCUUGACACAAAAAGCGCGAACACAAAACAAAAAGGCAAAACCGUAAACGGGAGCAGCAUUUCGAUUAGUUCUAGAUUGUUUUGAUUUUUAUUUCGUAAGGCGAUAGAUUUUUUAUUACUAUUGAUUUUAGCCGUCCAUUAUCGUACUUUUUUUUUCUUUUUGGAAAACGAUUAAUUUCUAACAAUCGAAUGAUGAUAAUCUGAGUUGUAGUUUGUAAGGUUAAGUAAUUAAGUUCGAAAACAAAACAAAUUUUGAAAAGCUGACGCCAGAAGCGAGUGGAAAAUUUCUUCAGUAGGUUUAGUAAAACGAAGUUAGUUGAGGCAAGAAUCUCAUUUCGCUAACAAGUCUUUUAUAGGUACCACAGCCUAACGCAGAAUUAAAAAAUUAUCAGGUUUGAAGAGCAUUUCAGGAAAACAUUCUUUCCCAUGCAAAACAAAUUUACUAAGGAAAAUCUUCUAGAGCAACGUAGAUCGCAUGUUUUUGCAGAAUGCGGCUUUUCAGACUAGUUUACAGCUGAAGCCAUGUCUGAUGUGUAAAUAGUUUUUCAAAAUACAUUGAAACAAAUUAGAAAA